ACGAUUAUUUUCACUGGUCGGAAUCCAGUCACAUCAAAACAACGUGGUUCGUUGUGGUUAGUUUUGUUAAAUCGAAUUUAUUUUGAAAUGGGAAAGAAAAAUGACCCAGAAUACGAUUCUGGAAGUUCAUCUGACGGAGAAAAUGAUGAUUCAACCAAAAUACCUACCAGAUCAGCAGAAUCCGUGAGCUCAAUCAAAAAUAAAGAUGUACGAAGACGGGAGUAUGCGAAGGUUAAGAAGGCCAAAAACAAGGCUAAAAAAGCACUACGGAAAAAACGUGAAGCAGAAGGGGCUCCCAAACAAGUGCCCCAUACGAUUGAAUCCUUACGAGUCCCUGAUGAAACAACUGUUAAUAUCACUGAGGAGAAGCAGCUUGAAAUAGAAAAAGACCAUGAGCUUGAUGAGCUAAGCACUUACUUCAGUCAGGAGGUAGAGCCGAAAGUCCUGAUCACUUACUGUGACAACCCUUUAAAGAAAACUCGUAUAUUUGGGAGAGAACUUACCAGGAUGAUUCCAAAUUCCAUAUCUCUUUACCGAAACCGUUCUGGAACCAAAAAGAUCUGCCAGAGUGCAAUUCGUGAAGGUUUCACUGAUGUAAUCAUAAUUAAUGAAGACAUGAAGCAGCCUAAUGGCCUACUUCUAAUACAUUUACCAAAUGGUCCAACAGCUCACUUUCGUUUGAGUAAUGUCCGCAUAACUCCAGAACUAAAGAGAAAUCAUAGAGAAAUAACAGAUCACAAACCUGAAGUUAUACUAAAUAACUUCACAACUCGACUCGGCUUAACUGUUAGUCGGAUGCUGGCUUCUCUCUUUCACUUUGAUCCUCAGUUCAGAGGUCGCCGUGCGGUCACUUUCCAUAAUCAAAGAGACUAUAUAUUUUUCAGGCACCACAGGUAUGAAUUCAAAAAUGGCAAGAGAGUUGCUCUUAGAGAAUUAGGACCACGCUUUACUAUGAAGUUACGAUCAUUGCAACAUGGAACAUUUGACAGUAAAACAGGAGAAUAUGAGUGGACUAGUGAAGGCAGGCGACAUGAAAUUGAAACCAGUCGUCGCAAGUUCUUUUUGUAAUCUUGACCACAUUGGCUGUGCUGAGUUCUGUAUGUCAUGUCUUAUUACAUCUAUAGUAAAUAUAAUAAACAAAAACAUAACAAUGUU
Messenger RNA from Frankliniella occidentalis (western flower thrips), 1155 nucleotides. Its product is annotated as probable ribosome production factor 1. The record is from RefSeq and is a predicted model, not a curated record. Gene Ontology annotation, molecular function: rRNA primary transcript binding. Gene Ontology annotation, biological process: maturation of LSU-rRNA; maturation of 5.8S rRNA. Bases 88 to 1068 code for a protein of 326 amino acids. The transcript is spliced from 6 exons. Gene Ontology annotation, cellular component: preribosome, large subunit precursor; nucleolus. NCBI's taxonomy places the organism in Eukaryota, Metazoa, Arthropoda, Insecta, Thysanoptera, Thripidae.